Trichosurus vulpecula (common brushtail) is the source of this 613-nucleotide messenger RNA. Its product is annotated as peroxiredoxin-1-like. Gene Ontology annotation, molecular function: thioredoxin peroxidase activity. Lineage: Eukaryota; Metazoa; Chordata; Mammalia; Diprotodontia; Phalangeridae. The transcript has a single exon. The record is from RefSeq and is a predicted model, not a curated record. Gene Ontology annotation, cellular component: cytosol. Bases 17 to 613 code for a protein of 198 amino acids. Gene Ontology annotation, biological process: hydrogen peroxide catabolic process; leukocyte activation; removal of superoxide radicals.
AGCUGUUACUGUCAACAUGUCGGCAGGAAAUGCCAAGAUUGGGCACCCAGCCCCCAAUUUCAAAGCUACAGCUGUUAUGCCAGAUCAGCAGUUCAAAGACAUCAGCCUUUCUGACUACAAAGGGAAAUAUGUUGUGUUGUUCUUCUACCCCUUGGACUUCACCUUUGUGUGCCCCACAGAGAUUAUUACAUUCAGUGAUCAAGCUGAAGAAUUUAAGAAACUCAACUGCCAAGUGAUUGGUGCUUCAGUGGAUUCACACUUCUGUCACCUUGCCUGGGUCAACACGGUCAAGAAGAAUGGUGGCCUGGGAGCUGUGAAUAUCCCAUUGUUGUCUGACCCCAAACGAACCAUUGCUGAAGAUUAUGGCGUCUUAAAGGCAGAUGAGGGAAUUUCAUUCAGAGGUCUCUUCAUCAUCGACGAGAAGGGGAUCCUUUGCCAGAUCACCAUCAAUGACCUUCCCAUGGGCCGAUCUGUAGAUGAAACUCUUUGGCUUGUCCAGGCCUUCCAGUUCACAGACAAGUAUGGCAAAGUGUGCCCUGCUGGCUGGAAACCGGGGAGUGACACCAUCAAGCCUAAUGUUCAGGGGAGUAAGGAGUACUUCUCCAAACAGUAG